Messenger RNA from Tarenaya hassleriana, 1594 nucleotides. RefSeq names its product probable pectate lyase 1. The transcript has 6 exons. The record is from RefSeq and is a predicted model, not a curated record. Lineage: Eukaryota; Viridiplantae; Streptophyta; Magnoliopsida; Brassicales; Cleomaceae. Bases 106 to 1368 code for a protein of 420 amino acids. Gene Ontology annotation, molecular function: pectate lyase activity.
CGUACUCUGUCACUUGACUCCUCUCCUUCUUCUUCUCUCUUUCUUUUUCCCUUUUCGUCUGUUUGGAUACUGAGAAAGUGGGGAGAUAAAAUCUCUUUCGCUGCAAUGGCGGUUUCGGCCAAAUGGAUUUGGGGUUUCCUCGCUGUGCUGUUCAUUGGAGCAAUGGCGAACGCGACGGAGGACAAGAUCUCUCUCUCCAGAGCCGAGGAGGAGCCGGAAUGGAACGAACAUGCGGUGGCGGAUCCAGACAAGGUUGCGGACGAAGUCGCCUCCUUGGUUGAUAUGAGCAUGAGGAACCACACGGAGAGGAGGAAACUGGGGUACUUCUCUUGCGGAACGGGCAACCCGAUCGACGACUGUUGGAGAUGCGACGCCAACUGGCACAAGAACCGCAAACGCCUCGCCGACUGCGGGAUCGGCUUCGGCCGAAACGCCAUCGGCGGCCGCGACGGCCGUUUCUACGUCGUCACCGACCCGCGAGACGACGACCCUGUCAACCCCAAACCGGGAACUCUCCGCCACGCCGUCGUCCAGGACCGACCGCUAUGGAUCGUGUUCAAUCGCGACAUGGUGAUCCAGCUGAAGCAGGAGCUCAUCGUCAACAGCUUCAAGACCAUUGACGGUCGUGGAGCCAACGUCCACAUCGCCAACGGAGGGUGCGUCACGAUUCAGUACGUUACGAAUGUGAUCAUCCAUGGGUUGCAUAUCCAUGACUGUAAACCCACCGGUAACGCCAUGGUGAGAAGCUCCGAGACGCAUUUCGGGUGGAGGACGAUGGCCGACGGUGACGCCAUUUCCAUUUUCGGAUCGAGCCAUAUCUGGGUUGACCACAAUUCUCUGUCUCAUUGCGCUGACGGGCUUGUCGACGCUGUCAUGGGCUCCACUGCCAUCACCAUAUCUAACAACCACUUCGCCCACCACAACGAGGUGAUGUUGCUUGGACAUAGCGACUCAUACACAAGGGACAAAGCUAUGCAAGUGACCAUUGCUUACAAUCAUUUCGGUGUCGGUCUCAUCCAGAGGAUGCCGAGGUGCAGACACGGAUACUUCCAUGUCGUGAACAACGACUACACCCACUGGGAGAUGUACGCUAUCGGCGGAAGCGCGAACCCGACGAUCAACAGCCAGGGCAACCGAUAUGCCGCCCCGGCCAACCGUUUCCCCAAAGAGGGGACAAAGAGAUGGAACUGGAGAUCGGAAGGAGACUUGCUUGUGAACGGCGCUUACUUCACACCCUCCGGAGCCGGAGCUUCCGGAAGCUACGCACGUGCCUCGAGCCUCGCUGCCAAGUCCUCGUCGAUGGUCGGAACCAUCACUAGCGAUGCAGGUGCUCUCCCUUGCCGCAAAGGCCGUCGCUGCUCCUCAUAGUCUUCUGUUUCACAGCAUUCCGACAAAAGUGUACAUUUCCACACGUUUUGUCAUUGAUACCACUUCCCCCUUCAAGCCUUAUCACAAUCCCCAAGCCAUUGUUUUUUUGUUCUUUUUUAUAUUCCUCGUUCAACCUCGGGUUUGCUUCGGCCGCAAGUAACACAGAAUCAACUUCAUGGGAGCAAAAAAAAAAAAAAAAAAAAAAAACCUGAAGUGUUGUUGGCUC